Messenger RNA from Andrographis paniculata, 4438 nucleotides. RefSeq names its product DNA replication ATP-dependent helicase/nuclease JHS1. The record is from RefSeq and is a predicted model, not a curated record. NCBI's taxonomy places the organism in Eukaryota, Viridiplantae, Streptophyta, Magnoliopsida, Lamiales, Acanthaceae. Gene Ontology annotation, molecular function: 5'-flap endonuclease activity; single-stranded DNA helicase activity. Bases 91 to 4323 code for a protein of 1410 amino acids. Gene Ontology annotation, biological process: replication fork reversal. Gene Ontology annotation, cellular component: cytoplasm. The transcript is spliced from 34 exons.
GAUUCUCUAUACCGUACUGCCAAAGACCGAUAAAAAUCCUCGUUUUCUUCCUCACUGGAAGCGUUAAUCCAUCUGGGAUUUUGUUCUUGAAUGGCGCCGAGGAAAAGGGCCACUUCGGGAGGCAAGAAAUCGGGCCACCAAAACCGGGAAGCGCAGCAGCCAUCCCAGCCGUCGAAAUUCGGCAUCCAGCACUUCUUCGAGCGCCAUUCGCUUAGCCAGAAGGCCUGUUCUCAGAACGCCCCGAAGAAAGACGAACACCUUCCACGAAAUCCCCUUCCCGGUUCCGCCAAUGGCGCCAGUCAGAAGGCGGGGAAUGAACUGGAAAUUGGUGCAGUUAGGGUUGAGAAUCCAGUGGCCGUUAAUAGCUCCGAGAAGAUUGCGUCGAUGGGGAAGCAUCUGAGGGGUCACAACUCAGUGAAAAUUGGGGAUUCGGAAAGUGGCGGAAGUUUGGUUGAGAUGGAGAAAUCUGACCAAUCUCCCAUUACAGUCAAGGAGAAUCUCUUUCGCGUUGAUGGCGAUGAGGGGGAUCGAUUGGAGGUGUCACCAGAGGCAUCCAAGUGCAAUUCCGCUAAGCGCUACAAGUUUUCACCUGGAAUGUUAAUCAAACAGACUCAGGAUGAUGGCGUUGAUGAGGUGACAUGGAAAAUUUCUCCAGUAAACGAGAGGCUCAAUGCAAUGUCGAAACACUUGCCAGGGAGGAUCAGGAUAUUGGCUGAUUCUACAAGGUUUAACUCAAUGAAUCUUCAAAAAUGUUCACAGGUGCAAACUUCUCCCAUCAUGUCAAGAAAGCUUGAAAGAUGGCUUUCUUCACCUCCGCCGAAGACAGAUAAAGAAUUAUUGAUAUGCUUUGACAAGGUUGCAUCGAGAAAGUCCAAUUCAGCGGAUGAUAUACAUUGUCAUGAAAAAAGCAGACCUAUAAAUAAUAACAAUAAAUCAGCAAUACGAAGCACUCAGAGCCCAUUUAGUACUCCACCAUCACUGUCCUUUUGCCACAAUAAGGAUCUUGAUGAUGUGGAUUCCUGUGGGGUUCCCGAUCAGCUCGGAUCAAGGCAGCACAAGAAGGCUUUAAUUGAACUUCUUGACCAAGUGGAAGAUGUAAUUUCUGUAGAACCUUCAUCGACUAUAGAAAAUGAGACAUUUUUAGAUGUUAAGAGGCCUCCGAAAGCUAAUCAUGCUCUAAAUCACUCGACCAGCAAUUCUGAAGAACAUAAAUGUGGUAGAGACUCUGAGUUUGACUUUCUAGUGCUGGAGGUUUCAGAAAGGCACGAACCUGCUGCAUCAUCAGGUCGUCCAUCGACUUUCAAGGUUUUGCACUUGUUAAAUGAGCAAAGUGGUGCAGAACGAACCUUGCAUUUGUCGGAUGAAUGGUAUUUUAGUGUUGCUGCCCCUGGAAAUACGGUUCAUGUCAUUGGUGACUUUGAUGCCCAAGGCAACUGUCAUGUGAAUCAUGAGAAAAAUUAUUUGAUUGUCCACCCAGAGCUUUUGGUGUCCGGUACUCGGGUUUCUGCCAGUUUUGGCUGUCCGAGGCGAACUGUCCUAGAUGAAAGGUUAAAGCAUAGUGAACAUUCUGCCGCAGCACUGAUGGGUACUUUAUUGCAUCAGAUAUUUCAGGCUGCCCUCAUCAGUGAAUUUCCGACGAAAGAAUUCCUAGAGGAUUAUUCCAGAACUGUGCUUCAGAAAAAUCUGGAGAGCCUUUUUGCAUGUGGAGUCAGUGACAAUGAUGCUUGGAAGAUUUUGAUUGAGGCCAUCCCAAAGAUACUCAACUGGAUAUCCUACUUUCGAGGUUCACAGGGUUCCAAAAAUCCUAGCAUUGAUUUCAAAUGUGAGGAAGGAUUGAAAAGAAUCCAAAUUUCAGAGGUAAUUGAUAUAGAAGAAAUGGCUUGGGCCCCAAAGUAUGGAUUGAAAGGAAUGAUUGACGCAUCGGUGAGAGUAAGAGCUAGCAUAAACUCUGGAGAAGUUAGCGAGACAGUUAUGCCUCUGGAGUUCAAGACUGGGAAAGGAACCGGACAGGUAGCCAUGGAGCAUAAUGCACAGGUGAUGUUAUAUACUCUCCUGAUGUCCGAACGAUAUGGGAUAGAUAUUAACAAUGGCCUUCUAUACUAUCUUCUUACAGAUCAAACACAAGGAGUUUCGGCAAGACGUUCUGACUUAAUUGGGCUUCUAAUGCGUCGAAAUGAACUUGCUGCUGAUCUUCGCAAAGCCUCAACUACUCAGCAAUUACCAUCAAUGUCACAAAGCUUGAGCAUGUGCAAAAGUUGUCGCCACCUCAAUGUCUGCACUAUUUACCACAAGGCUUAUGGCGGAAGUGUGGAAGAAAGUGGGCUGGGUGAUGUAUACGCUUCCCUUGUCUCUCAUUUAACAACAACUCACACUGAUUUUCUUCGAACAUGGGAGAGAUUGGUUGAUUUGGAAGCCAUGCACGUGGAGGUUGUAAGCAAAGACAACAGGUCAGAAAAUUUGAGGAAUGAUCAGCAUCCUGUUUGCGCACCAUCUCUUGUUCUUGAUCCUUCAGAAAAGUCGCCACAGAAAAAAUUUAGCAGAGCCAACCGAUUUUCCUACCGUUUUGUGCGUCAAGACUUACCUUUGCUUAACACAGAAGAAACAAAUGUAGACUAUUUAAGCUCAUCAUCUUCCUUAGAAUAUUAUUUCAAGAUUGGGGACUAUGUGAUAUUAAGCACUGAACAUGGAUCUCUACGUGUUGCUAAUGGGGUCAUUGUUGACAUUGGUAACUCUCAUGUCUCUGUAUCUUUUUCAAAACAUUUGAGACUUCCUAGGCAGAACCUUCAGUCAUUGGUAGGAGAUCUUCAUCAACAAUCUUGGCGAAUUGAAAAAGAUGAAUUCACAACAUCAUAUGCAAUCAUGAGGUACAAUCUUGUUCAACUAUUUUUGCCAAAUGAAUAUUGUUCUCGCCUGAGGAAGAUGGUUGUUGAUCUUGAGGCACCUGUAUUUGACCAUGGCUGUGUAUUUAGCCAAGACCCUGCUAUAUCAUACAUUCGAUCUGAAAAGAGCUUAAACGAUGAUCAAAGAAAAGCUAUACUCAAGAUUCUUGCAGCCAAGGAUUAUGCCCUUAUUCUCGGCAUGCCUGGAACGGGGAAAACUUCCACUUUGGUGCAUGCUGUUAAGGCAUUGUUGAUUAGGGGAUCAUCCAUUCUACUUACAUCAUACACAAACUCGGCUGUUGACAAUUUACUAAUCAAAUUGAAAGCUCAGGGUAUAGAUUUCAUAAGAAUUGGUAGAGAGGAAGCUGUGCAUGAGGAUAUUCGAGAAAAUUGCUCAUCAGCAAUGGAUGUAAAGACCACUCGAGAAAUUAAAGAAAGGCUCGAUAAAGUCAGCGUUGUUGCUGUUACGUGCUUGGGAGUGAAUAGUCCUCUGCUCAAUAACAAAAGAUUCGACAUAUGCAUCAUGGAUGAAGCCGGACAGAUUACACUACCGGUAACCUUAGGACCAUUGGCAUUUGCAUCAAAAUUUGUUCUCGUCGGCGAUCAUUAUCAAUUACCACCACUUGUCCAGAGCCCCGAAGCUAAGGAGAACGGAAUGGGCAUUAGCCUAUUUUGCCGGCUAUCAGAAGCACAUCCUCAGUCAGUUGCAGCAUUACAUUGCCAGUACCGAAUGUGUGCAGCAAUUAUGGAACUGUCAAACGCCUUGAUAUAUGAUAACAGAUUGCGCUGUGGCUCUGCCGAAGUGGAGAAUGCAAAAUUGAGUUACCAACGAUCAUUUUCUGUCGAAUCCUCGUGGAUAAUUCAGGUUUUGAAUCCCGACCAGCCUGUGGUCUUUAUCAACACAGAUUUGUUGCCGGCAUUCGAGACCAAUGAUGGUAAAGCGUUAAACAAUCCUACCGAAGCAUAUAUCGUUGCAGAGGUUGUGAAAGCUUUGCUGCACAGAGGUAUUGAAGGGAAAAACAUCGGCAUCAUAACACCGUACAACUCUCAGGCGAAUCUCAUUCGCGGAGCACUCUCCGAGCCUGUGGAAGUUCAUACCAUUGACAAAUAUCAGGGAAGAGAUAAAGAUUGUAUAGUGCUGUCUUUCGUUAGGUCCCGCGAAAAUCCGAGGAGCAGCGCAUCGUACUCAUCCUCGUUGCUGGGAGACUGGCAUCGAAUAAACGUCGCGCUCACCCGUGCCAAGCGGAAGCUGAUAAUGGUGGGAUGUUGUGGGACUUCGUCGAAGGUGCCAUUAUUGAAGCUUCUGAUAAAUAAAGUCGAACAGCUUUCAGGCAUGUUUGCUCUGUCAGUUAAGGACAUUCCUAUUUCUGUUCCUGUUCCUGUUCCUGAUUCUGCCAUUAAUACAUUUCAAGUUCACCUCAAGAGAUGUUCUAACUCUACUUGAUACAAGAUGAUGAUGAUGAUCAUUUUCAAUUUUGUAACUCUGUAAAUCUGUCUUGUUAUUCACCAAAUAUCUUGUAAUGAAGAUGCUCCACAUUUUUCUUAACCUUUUGUGUAUU